Nestor notabilis (Kea) is the source of this 500-nucleotide messenger RNA. RefSeq lists its product as uncharacterized. The transcript is spliced from 5 exons. Lineage: Eukaryota; Metazoa; Chordata; Aves; Psittaciformes; Psittacidae. The record is from RefSeq and is a predicted model, not a curated record. The annotation marks the transcript as partial.
AGGAUGAGAUUGUCUCCAUGGCUGACUCAACCACCACCAUUGAUGACAUUGAAGGGGAGCUCUUCAAAAUCGAGAGGAUCAGGGAGAUCUUGGUGAGGAGGGAGUCAGAGCUGCGAUACAUGAUGGAUGACAUUCAGCUUUGUAAGGAAAUCAGCCGGCUGAAAAAGGAGCUUCAACAACUCAUCACGCUUCCAGAGAAUGAGAAGACCAACGAGGAGAGGCAGACGGAAGAGGAGCUGGUGCAGCAGAUACACAAGCUGGUGGAAACACGGGAUUUCCUGGUGGAUGAUGUGGAGUUUGAGAGGCUCAGGGAAAGGGAAGAAGACAAGGAAAUGGCAGAAUUCUUGCAAAGUAAGCUCUCCAAAAGCUACCUCCAGAAAACAACUCCUGCCAAAGAGAAGAUGACUUCCAGGGAGCAGCAAACCUCCGCACCGUACGUGACCAAAACGGGCCUCACCCUGCUCAAGGAGUGCUGUGGCUUCACCUGCUCCAUCAUGUAG